Molecule: messenger RNA, 279 nt
Organism: Anisakis simplex (herring worm)
Lineage: Eukaryota; Metazoa; Nematoda; Chromadorea; Rhabditida; Anisakidae
Source: the annotation of a GenBank genome assembly
AUGAAAUUCACCCUCGUGCUUUUGAUCGUAGUUGCUAUUUCAUCGAGCUCAGUUUUCGCUAUACCGGCUCCGGAUCCUUCGGUUUUUUUCAGCAGUUUUAACAAUAUUGGAGGACUGAUGAGCUUAGCAUCGAAUAACCACAAUCGCAAUUCGGGGAAUGGAGCGCGUUUCCAAGGUGCCGUCCACAAGCGAGGAGGACGUCGUCGUAUACGGCCUGUUCGACCAGUUGUUCCAUUUUGGCUUAGGCGUAUGGCCAGAGCUCUACGUGAACAACAAUAG